Tigriopus californicus is the source of this 4008-nucleotide messenger RNA. It is a transcript of the gene Pkc53E, whose product is annotated as protein kinase C, brain isozyme-like. The transcript is spliced from 14 exons. The record is from RefSeq and is a predicted model, not a curated record. The coding region runs from base 1023 to 3029 and encodes 668 amino acids. Lineage: Eukaryota; Metazoa; Arthropoda; Copepoda; Harpacticoida; Harpacticidae. Gene Ontology annotation, biological process: protein phosphorylation. Gene Ontology annotation, molecular function: zinc ion binding; ATP binding; diacylglycerol-dependent serine/threonine kinase activity.
UAUUUACUUUUAACGCUCUCCCUCUUUCCAACGAGCGAUAAAUGGGAAGGAAGGGAUCGAUCGUGUUCCUUCGUUCCUUCGUUCCCUCUGUCCCUCGUUCCUCCCCCUCUUGGUCCUCCUUGGUCGAGAUAUCCUACAUUUGAGGAAGGGCAACAGUACCAAUCCGACAACCUCUCUUGACGUGCUUAGCUGGCGCCCAAGGAGCCAGAAGGGGAAGGUUCCCCACCCUCCAUGUUCGUUUGUCCUCGCUCUACCAUUCUUGUGGAUCUCUGUCAUCUUGUCGGCAGGCCUUCUCCCAACCACCGACCCAACCAUUGAGCAUCAUUCUUAAGACCUUCUGGCCUGCGCUCUUCACCUCUCUCCAAUCUCAAGUCAAGAGCGAAAAAGGGCGAGUGCGCGGCCUGAGGGCCCUCUUUUCGGCUUCUUCUUUGGUCCAUUUUCUUGCUCGUCCGUCGGUUCCUCCGCGGCCUCCUUCGCGAGUGCUUUCGAGGCUUCGAAGGCCUCCUUUUCUUUCGGCGAAGCGAACUAGACACAAAGCCUGGUCUUUCUGUUCGUCGGAGGCAGAGGGACACUCACUGAAGUGCCAGUGUGUGAGCACAGACACGCACUCACGUACUCGGUCAUUUCGGCACGCACCCGCACUCUCGGAGAGCCGAUAUCGUUCGUGCUUGUACUGUUGAGCCACGCACGAUUGUAGUAUACUACAGGAUACUUACUAGUGCUCUUCUAGCUUGUGCAUGCGAACGUGCGUGCACAUACACACACGCACACGCACAGGAUUUGGCUGUCUCUCGUUGCCUUUGGAUUUGAGUUUGAGACUUCAUUCGACCCUGGACUGCCUUCGCCGAAGGAGGGCCCCAGAAACCACUUCACUUGACUCAUGAUAAAUACUCAUCUCAUCAUCCAUUCUCCCACGUUCUGUUGAGAGUGAUCAAACGAGUGAAGUUGUCGAGAUCAUCUGGGUUCGUGGGGAUCGUAGUGUCUUCUUGGAAUCGUCGUGAGGAGCCAACCGCGCGAUCGUCAUGACCUUGGACAAUGGGGGCAUGGAAAAGGGCUCCACCAACGGAGAGGUGCCAGGCAGGGCCCGAGCCCGGAAAGGGGCCCUGAAAAAGAAAAACAUCUCAGAGGUGAAGAACCACAAAUUCAUUCCCCGGUUCUUCAAACAUCCCACAUUUUGCUGUCACUGCAAGGAUUUCAUUUGGGGUUUUGGGAAGCAAGGAUAUCAGUGCCAAGUUUGUAGUUUCGUGGUUCACAAGCGAUGUCACGAGUAUGUCAAUUUUGAUUGCCCAGGGGUGGACCAUGGAGCCGAUUCAGACGAUAUGCGAACCACGCACAAAUUCAAACACCACACUUAUGCCAGUCCAACGUUCUGCGAUCAUUGUGGAUCUUUGCUCUAUGGUCUUUUGCACCAAGGUCUAAAAUGUGACGCCUGUGAUAUGAAUGUGCACAAAAAGUGCAAGGAAUCGGUCCCAAACUUGUGCGGAUGCGAUCAUACCGAGCGACGAGGCAGGAUUUACCUCAAGAUCAGAUGCUCCGGCAAUAAACUCGUCUGCGAAGUGGUGGAAGCUAAGAACCUGAUUCCCAUGGAUCCCAAUGGUUUGAGUGAUCCAUACGUGAAAAUCAAGCUCUUGCCCGAUUUGGGUGAGAACCUCAAGAAGAAGACGAAGACCAUCAAGGCCAAUCUCAAUCCUGUGUGGAACGAGACGCUCGCCAUAGACCUGAAACCAGAUGAUAAAGAUCGCAGAUUGCUGGUCGAGGUCUGGGAUUGGGAUCGGACUUCUCGGAACGACUUCAUGGGGUCCAUGUCCUUUGGAAUAUCGGAGAUUAUCAAAAAUCCUCAAGAUGGAUGGUUCAAAUUGCUCACUGAAGAGGAAGGCGAGUUCUACAACGUACCUGUGCCAGCUGAGGGAGAAGAUCUAACAGCCAACUUGAAAAAACUCAGGCGCCACUCGGAGAGCAAACCCGGCGGACUGAUCAAGCACGAUCCCCUGGUACCCCAUAACAUGAAGGGCAAGGACUUGAUUCGGGCCACGGACUUCAAUUUCCUGAUGGUUCUCGGCAAAGGAUCCUUUGGAAAGGUGAUGCUGGCCGAGCGAAAGGGCACCGAUGAAUUGUACGCCAUCAAGAUCCUCAAGAAAGAUAUCAUUAUCCAGGACGAUGACGUGGAAUGCACCAUGGUGGAAAAGAGGGUCUUGGCCCUGGCCCAAAAACCGCCAUUCCUUGUCCAAAUGCAUUCCUGCUUCCAGACCAUGGACCGACUCUACUUCGUCAUGGAGUUUGUCAAUGGCGGCGAUCUCAUGUAUCAAAUUCAACAUUUUGGAAAAUUCAAGGAACCCGUUGCUGUGUUUUAUGCGGCGGAAAUUGCCAUCGGGCUGUUUUAUCUGCAUAGUCAUGGCGUGAUCUACCGAGACCUGAAGCUGGAUAAUGUCUUACUCGACCAGGAUGGUCACAUUAAGAUUGCCGACUUCGGCAUGUGCAAGGAAAAGAUCUUGGGCGACUUAGUUACCAAGACCUUCUGUGGGACGCCGGAUUAUAUUGCCCCUGAGAUCAUCCAUUAUCAACCUUACAACAAAUCCGUUGAUUGGUGGGCUUUUGGUGUGCUACUCUACGAGAUGCUAGUGGGCCAACCUCCCUUCGAUGGAGAGGAUGAGGAAGAACUCUUUGCAGCUAUCACCGAUCACAACGUGUCCUAUCCCAAAGCUCUGUCCAGAGAGGCCAGGGAGCUUUGCAAGGCUUUGUUGACCAAAAACCCGUCAAAGCGUUUGGGCUGUGGAGUCAAGGGCGAAGAGGAUAUCCGGGGCAAUCAAUUCUUCCGACGGAUCGAUUGGGAAAAGAUCGAGAACCGAGAAGUCCAGCCACCUUUCAAACCUAAGAUUCGUCAUCGGAAAGAUGUGAGCAACUUUGAUAAACAGUUCACCUCCGAGAAGACCGAUCUCACUCCCACGGACAAGCUAUUCAUGAUGAAUUUGGACCAGAACGAGUUCGCUGGGUUCUCGUUCCUCAACCCGGAGUUCGUGCAGCAUGUUUAGGAAGAUAGAUGACUUGGCAUUCCAAAUUUUGUCAGUCGUCUCCAUUUAGACCUUCGUUGAAACUCUUCUCUGCAUCUACUUCCAUACGCUCACCCAGGCCUCCUAAUUAAGGCAUUUAAAAGAGAUACUCCCUCAAUGAAAGAAAGAUUUGGGUUGAAAGGAGAGGUUGGGUGAAAAAGCAAGAGAGGUUUGCCUAUUAGUUCAUUCAUGGACUGAUUCUUAUUCCGCCUCCUUAGCCUAACUCCAUGGAACCAUCCAAUUUUCAUAGCUCUAGACUCUGGUUCAGUUCUUGGUUAUGCGUUCUACCAUUUAAGUCACCAUCCAUCCUCGAUAUAAACAUAUGUAAUGCACCCUUUAGUCUAACGUACCCGUCAAGACACGUGACAUCUUCCACAUUUUACUAUGACGUCAUUCGGAGGCAACCACAUGCAGCAUUUCAGGUUGAACUCUUCACUCGUGCCAAAACAAGAUCAGAUUUCUUCCUUUUUCCUCCCCAUAUCUACCUUUUUACUGAUACUUUUAUGGUUCUUGUAUGGUACUAAAGCAUAAUAUUUAGUUAUGCUCUAUAUCUAUUCUACAGUACGGUAGCCGAAACAACCUCGACCCAUCAUUCAGUCCUCUUCCAGUUACAGGACGAUUUCAGCAAAAAAACAUUUCAUCCCGUUUUCCAAUAGCUCUUGGUGUCCAUUUAAGACGAGAAAUUGCAUUUUAGCUCGACCUCCUCCCUCAACCAAAGAAAGUAUGAUGAUGCAACAACUAUGUAAUUUGAUGCUUUUCCCAGAGAAGACAUUGUAUGAUUCAUCCUCCUUUUCCUCCUGCUCCUCCUGAAAAAGGCAUGAAAUAGUAUUCACCUCCCCGCCUGAAAUAUGUCAUUACCAUCUUCAACACUAAUAUAGUUAUUAUCAACAUCAGUAUGCUAAGAACAGACAUUCAUAUUAUGAGAAAGAAAACAGAAAUAAAUUAUUUAAGUACGCCACGG